Microthlaspi erraticum is the source of this 1008-nucleotide messenger RNA. Lineage: Eukaryota; Viridiplantae; Streptophyta; Magnoliopsida; Brassicales; Brassicaceae. The record is from the annotation of a GenBank genome assembly.
AUGGCCGCUAUGAGCGAGAAGGAAGCUAUGGUGGAUCCUUUUUUGGUCGAGGCUCUUCAGAACCCUCGUCAUCGUCUCACCAUUUUGCGUAUGGAGCUGGACAUACAGAAGUUCUUUCAAAGUCCAGAGCAGCAACAGUUUGAGUUUCGUCCUUUACCAACAUCUUAUCUUCGUCUUGCUGCACACCGUGUUGCUCACCAUUACGGCCUGUUUACCACGGCGUUAGACAGCGGUGCUGUAGAUGGCUCAGGGAACAGAAUCAUAGUGACAAAGACGGCCGAGAGUAGAUUCCCUCUUGUCUGUUUGUCUGAGAUUCCUGUAAAGCAGCCUGAGGUUAACGGUAGGCCUGCGGGUUUCAAAAUCGCGAUCAAGCCUAGACCAAACAGAGGAUCUGGUGGCUCAGGUAGUGGUUCAGGAGUGGAGAAGAAUCUCUUGAGAAGCGUUGAGGAGAGGAAAGAAGAGUAUGAGAAAGCCCGGGCUCGUAUCUUCAACAGCCCUAACAGUUCAGACUCUGAAGACUCUUCAACACGAGCUCCUCCUCCUCCUCCUCACCUUGACACGAAACACGAUAAUACACGUAGAAACGAGACCGAAGUGGUGAUCAACAAUAACAAUAGUAACUCUGGUGAUGUGGAGAGGAACGGUGUUGUCAGAGAGUCAGGACGGACUUCACGGGUUGCUAUUAUUAGAGACAGAGAGAAGGAUCGUUAUGAUCCUGAUUAUGACCGCAACAGGUACGUGAGGGUUACGCCACCGGGACAAAACUACAUUCCGAUGCCAAUUCAGCUGCCGUUUCAGGACUCGGUUUUCCCACAGAUGCCAAGAAGUCAAGCCAGCCUAAACUAUGGACAUCCCUUAAACCCGGCCAUGAACGCGUUCUGCACCCAAUCGCUAAACCAGGGUUCUAGUAACGCACCUGCUUAUACAGAGUGGCCUAGUGCCACUAUGACUUAUGCACAGACAUUGAAUGCUUCUGACGCACAUCUUUUCAGGCACCACAAUCCCUGA